Morone saxatilis (striped sea-bass) is the source of this 1085-nucleotide messenger RNA. RefSeq names its product eukaryotic translation initiation factor 4E family member 1c (gene eif4e1c). Lineage: Eukaryota; Metazoa; Chordata; Actinopteri; Moronidae. Gene Ontology annotation, biological process: translational initiation. Bases 64 to 696 code for a protein of 210 amino acids. The record is from RefSeq and is a predicted model, not a curated record. Gene Ontology annotation, molecular function: RNA 7-methylguanosine cap binding; translation initiation factor activity. Gene Ontology annotation, cellular component: cytoplasm; eukaryotic translation initiation factor 4F complex. The transcript is spliced from 7 exons.
GUGUGUGAGUGGUUGCAGUGUGACGCAGAAGCGCUGAACGGGCAGAACAUUUCUUCUGUCAAGAUGGCGACAUCGGAGCCGAAAGCACCUGAAACUGAAGAUCAACCGACUGACAGCCAAGUCGUUGCGAAUCCUGAGCAGUAUAUCAAGCACCCCUUGCAAAACAGAUGGGCCCUGUGGUAUUUCAAAAACGACAAGAGCAAAAGCUGGACAGAGAACCUGCGUCUCAUUUCCAAGUUUGACACAGUGGAAGACUUCUGGGCAUUAUACAACCACAUACAACAACCAAGCAAACUUGGCUUUGGCUGCGAUUAUUGUUUAUUUAAGGAUGGGAUCAAGCCGAUGUGGGAGGACGACAGGAACAAACUGGGGGGGCGAUGGCUGAUGACUUUGAAUAAACAACAGAGACACAAUGACCUUGACCGCUACUGGAUGGAGACGCUCUUGUGUUUAGUCGGCGAGUCGUUUGAUGAGGCAAGUGAAGAUGUGUGCGGAGCUGUGGUCAAUGUCAGACCUAAAGGUGACAAAAUAGCCAUCUGGACUAGCAACUGCCAAAACAGGGACGCCAUCAUGACGAUAGGGCAACUUUAUAAAGAGCGUCUGAGCAUCCCCAGCAAAGCCAUGAUUGGCUACCAGUCACAUGACGACACAUCCAGCAAGAGCGGCUCCACCACCAAGAACAUGUACUCCGUUUGAACUCCCCAUUCCCUACCAUUUCAACUUGCUGUAGAUUUAAACAAUUACCAAACUGCAUCAUCACAAUAAUAAUUUUUGAGUUGUCAACUACUGUAGUGUCUUUUUCCUUUUAUUAAAGAUUUGUUCAUAGUGUGUACACUUGGAGCUUCCCCUAACAUGAGAAACUAGUGGGGGGCGAUAGUUAAAACUAUGGAGGAGGCCAGGAAGGUGAAGAGUAUUUGGGCUCAAGAUGUUAUACGUGAGCAAGAGAACACACAUGAUUUGCUUUUAGAGUUGAAGAGUUCUUUCAUUAAUACCAGUGACCUCCCCUAGCUUAGCUAAGAACAAGCUUUUUUUUUUCAGUACUUAAUGGCUUGGAGUUGCUUAAAAAAAAAAAAAACAAAACUUAA